Molecule: messenger RNA, 4407 nt
Organism: Physella acuta
Lineage: Eukaryota; Metazoa; Mollusca; Gastropoda; Physidae
Product: calcium-activated chloride channel regulator 3A-1
Source: RefSeq, a predicted model, not a curated record
ACGCUCCAUGCUCAAGAUUCGCGUCGCUUUGAACACCACUUUUUCAUCAAGUCAAUUUUUAACAAUGCCAUAUUAUAUUAUUUAUCUCCUAAAAAAAAGUUUAAAAAAAUGACAUACUAUUUAUCUCCUAUAAAAAGAAAAGCAUAAUUAAGCCACAGGUAAAUAAGCGCAAGUGUUGUUGUGACGUCUUCAUUUCGUAUGCGUGUUUUAAAACUACCUGGAUGGGACUGGUAGACUGUGUUUUCUCAAGGGACACAAGCGUGUGCUAACAUCAGGGAGACAACUGAUGACCCAAGUCAGAUACUGCCCGCCCCUGGGACAGAUUUGUUACAUGAAUUCUCUCGAGUCCAAUAACAGUUGUUUACUUCUCGGAUAUCUUUCCUAGUUUGUGAUUUCAGUAUGGAUUCAAAUGUGUUGAUUGCAUGUGGAAUAAAGUAAACAUAAGUCGUUUAAAAAUCAGCCAAAACUAAACCUGCUGAUGAAGGCUGAAAUACAGCGCUAAUUACAGUACACGUGAUGGUUGUGGGGAACAAACUUUUUCUGUAUGUGUAAUUUUCAGACGUUGGAUCUUUGAAGGGAGCGUAUUCCAUCCACAUUAAGGAGCGGUGUCCCCAUCUUUGAGUCUUCCCAGUCUAGGAGUCUUCUCUGUAUAGCUGAAUCUUCUCUGUAUAGCUGAAUCUUCUCUGUAUAGCUGAAUCUUCUCUGUAUAGCAGAAUCUUCUCUGUAUAGCAGAACCUUCUCUGUAUAGCAGAAUCUUCUCUGUAUACCAGAAUCUUCUCUGUAUAGCAGAAUCUUCUCUGUAUACCAGAAUCUUCUCUGUAUAGCAGAAUCUUUUCUGUAUGGUAGAGUCUCUGCCUAGCUUCAAAACCAAAUAAAGUAAGAUGAGGAGUUGUGUAGGAACAUUGAACGUCUGAGCGGAUAUCUACAGGUUUGCCAACAUGUCUACCGGCUGUCUGGCAAUGAUUCUAUUCUCACUGACUCUAGUCGCAGACAGCGGCGGCCAAAGUUAGGUUGGUCAACAAUGGAUAUGAGGGGGUCAUCAUUGCCAUUAGUCCUGAUGUCAAGGAAAGUAAAUCGCUUCGUGAGAGAUUAGAGAUGUUUCUAACUGCCGCAUCUGCUACACUAUUUAAAGCCACCAAAAAUCUCCUAUAUUUUCGAGAAUUUAUCAUAGUGGUUCCAGAAACGUGGACGCCAAAACAGUUUUACGAGAACGCUUUGGAUGUUGAAUUAGACAGAGCACAGAUCAUUAUUGACAGAUCCAAUCCCGCCUACGGCGACGCCCCGUACGUCAAACAAUAUGCUGAAUGUGGCUCGCCAGGCUUGUACAUCCACCUAACACCCGGCUAUUUGUUGGAUGAUGCUGUCAUUCAAAAAUGGGGGAAUCCAGAUAAAACGAUUGUCCAUGAAUGGGCACAUCUACGCUGGGGUUUAUUUGAUGAAUAUCCAAUUGAUGCUCAAGACGAGGCUUUCUACCGAUUUGCAGGUUUAUGGCACCCAACAAGGUGUACAACAGAUGUGGAAGGUUCUAUCUUGAAUGAAUAUACAAGCAAACAAUGUGAAUUUGACUUCUUUACUGGGAAACCUGAGAAAAACUGCCGGUUUUUUCCUAGGAUGGCUGCAAAUAAAGCGAUGGCAUCUCUAAUGUUUAUGCAGUACCUCGAUAGUAUGGCGGAGUUCUGCGAUGAUCCAACAAGAUCACCGAAACAUUUAAAGCAUAAUGUCUUUGCACCAAAUCGCCAAAAUAGACUUUGCCAAUAUAAAAGUGCAUGGGAAGUUAUGAGGAAACAUGAAGAUUUCGUGAAAACGAAGAAGCCGCUCCCAUCUACUAGUAAGACGAGGCCCAAGUUCCGUUACGUGCAGGCUCAUCCUAGGAAACGUGUACUAGUGCUCGAUACUUCAGGUAGUAUGACGGGAGCCUCUCUCAGUGUACUCAAGCAAGCAGCCAGUAACUACAUCCUCAGCUGUAUAGAGACGGGCAGUAAACUUGGGAUCGUACAGUUCAACACCAACGCUUCUACGCUGUCUCAGCUGGUCGAGGUCAAGUCAGAAAAAGACAGAUUUACUUUAAUAGAUGCUUUGCCCAUGCAAGCGGAAGGUAAAACAAGCAUAGGUGCCGGUCUCAAGAAGGGUGUAGAGGUUCUUACAAAGUAUGGUGACGCCCCCGGUGGUACCAUUAUAUUAAUAACUGAUGGAAAAGAAAAUGAAGGGCCGUAUCUGAGAGAUCUUAGACCUGCAUUAAUGAAAGAAGGAAUCGUAGUUCACGCCCUAGCGUAUGGACAACGGGCCGAACAAAGUAUCGCUCAACUCUCGCAGGAGACCGGGGGAAAGACGUUUUUCUACAGCGGCCGGAACUACUCAACAGCCUUGAUUGAUGGACUGGCAGCUACUGUUGCUAUGGAAAAUAACAUCAUCCCAAAAGCUAACAUUCCCUACUCUAUUCUUUCGGAUGCGGUUUCUACAAGGAAAGGAGAAACGCUUUCCGGAAGUUUUUAUAUUGACUCAACCAUUGGCACUGAAACAUCGCUGACUUUCAGCUAUUCUCACUAUAUUGUAGUAAGGAUUGAAGGCCCAAAUGAGAACUACACCGAAGAAAAUUAUAAAGACAGCUUUAAAUACGAUUUAUCAUCUAAAGUGUUACGAGUCAUGAUACCAGGCAUAUCGCAUACUGGUUUGUGGGUCUACCACGUGACCACAAAUGCUACGGUGUCUCAUGUGACGGUACACAUACAGUCUAAGCCUCGAGGUGUAAAACAGGAAAUUUUACAGAUCAACUCCUGGAUACCACAACAAGGUGAGGUGGUAUUUGAUCCCAGUCAGAAAUUUGGAAUCUAUGCUGAAGUGACUCGAGGCAAGGCUCCAGUACUAAAUGCCCAGGUCAUUGCCUCAAUAGAGCGUCCCCAGUCAUCACCGACCGAUAUCCUCCUGCUGGAUAAUGGUGUUGGUGCCGACAUCAUUAAAGGUGAUGGCGUGUAUGCUGCUAGCAUCAUGCCACGUGAUUUGAUGGGCGAUGGCCGUUAUAAUAUAAAGGUCAAGGUAAUCGGCCGGAAGGAAGAAACCGUUGUUGUAACUGCAUCCGGUAAAGGUAGCCGGGCUUUAGAGGCUACAACAUCCGGUCAACAGACACAGACUGAAACAAUACCACUAGAGAAUUUCCAAAGGGUGACAACUGCUGGCGAAUUUCGAUUGCGUGGGUUUCCUGGCUCUAUUUUAACACAAGAGCAAUUAACAGAUGAGAUCCCACCUUCUAGAAUAACGGACUUUAGCGUCGUCUCAUUUGACUACACCAAUAUGACAGCGGUGGUACAGUGGACAGCUGUAGGUUCAGACAUGGAGAGAGGCACAGCAUCUAAAUACUUCAUCCAUUAUUCUAAGGAUUUUGAAGAACUACUUCUAAAUCGUAAGUCCACAGAAUUGCUUAAAGACGCACACAUCCUUUACGGAAAUUUAAGUCAGCCUAGAUCGUCAGGAUCAAGUGAAAAGCUGCAUCUUUCUCUAAACACGACAGGGCUAGGCAACAAUGUGACCCUGUUCCUCAGCAUCUACGCUGUAGACAGCAGUGGCAAUGAGGGCGGCUCUUCUAAUAUUAUCUCGCUAUCCCCAGCUUACGAUACGUCUGUGCCGCGAACUCCAGUCCCAGAGAUAGUCUCAGUUCAAACCUAUCUGGCUAUACUUUUGCCUUUAUGUCUAGCCAUUGUCGCAUUCUUUAUUUUUCUUGUCAUAUUCUUGGUGUUGAAAUCGAAGAAGAUCAAAUCAGAGAAUAUUGAACAGACAGAAGAGUGUACCACCCACUCUGUCUGCUCCUUGGAUCUGGAACAUAUGAAUUACAUGUUUGAGGGAGAAUACAGAAAGAGACUUCCAGAGGACAUUGACUCUUGGAGCCGUGGGAGCAUUUAGAGAUGUUUAAGUGAUAUCUAAAGUACAGCACUAGAGAAAGUUAAUAGAAGUAUCUAGAGUAGGCCUACAACACUAAAGAAAGUUAAUAGUAGUAUCUAGAGUAGGCCUACAACACUGAAGAAAGUUAAUAGUAGUAUCUAAGUAUAGCACUAGAGAAGGUUAAUAGUAGUAUUUAGAGUACAACACUAGACAAAGUUAAUAGUACUAAAGUACAACACUAAAGCAGGUUAAUAGGAAAAUUUGGAAAAUGAAAAAAAAAAAACCAUCCUAUUCUGUUUUAGAAAUAUUCGUUAUCCUACUUGACUACAUGAUACAAUAGCAAAACAUUCUUGAUCUGGUCAAUCUGGUAAUUUUUUAAAAAAAAUCCUAAACUGUGACAAAUAUUACUUUGCUUCCUGGAAGACGCAUCACUUAGAGGCAGUGAUAAAACUAUCAAGUGGCAAAAAAAACAACACAUAACUACAUGUAAUACCAUUGGCAUUUUAUUAAAAAAUUACUAAUAAAGCCCAAGAU